Molecule: messenger RNA, 1080 nt
Organism: Didymella exigua CBS 183.55
Lineage: Eukaryota; Fungi; Ascomycota; Dothideomycetes; Pleosporales; Didymellaceae
Product: homoserine acetyltransferase family protein
Exons: 3
Coding region: 1-1080 (359 amino acids)
Biological process (GO): biosynthetic process
Molecular function (GO): acyltransferase activity, transferring groups other than amino-acyl groups
Source: RefSeq, a predicted model, not a curated record
AUGGCCGACUUGGAAACAUACAAGCUGGGAACCUUUAAGCUCAAGUCUGGCGGAGAGAUCCCAGAUGCUUUCAUUGCGUACAAAACGCUGGGUGAUCCUUCACUGCCAGCGAUCAUCUAUCCGACGUGGUACUCUGGCCUGAUCGCAGACAACCUCUGGCUCACAGGCUCAGACAAGACGCUCGACCCGUCGAAGUACUACAUCAUCAUCCCUGCGCUCUUCGGUAACUCGCAGUCCUCAUCCCCAUCCAACACACCCAACCUACACCCCUUCCCAGAAGUUCUCUUCUACGACAACGUCCGCGCGCAGCACGAGCUCGUAACCAAGCACCUCGGCAUCAAGCAUGCGCGCGCCGUGCUCGGAUGGAGCAUGGGUGCAGGCCAGACGUACCAGUGGAUGACGCAGUACCCGGACUUCAUGGAUCUCGGUGUGCCGUUCUGUGGAAGCGCGAAGACGAGUCUGCAUAAUCAGGUGUUCCUCGAGGGCGUCAAGAGCGCCUUGUACGCUGCAAAGGGGACCAGCUCGGCGGGUGUGGCGAAGCCGGAUGUCGAUAUGGCGGAGCAGCAAGGCGCGCGAUUGAAGUCAUACAGCAGAUUUUCCGAUGAGAGCACGAAGAUUGGGUUGAAGGCGCUCGGCCGUGUGUAUGCUGGGUGGGGCUUCUCCCAGGCGUUCUAUAGGGAGAAGUUGUACCAGACUGCGCCGUUGCUGGGGUUCAAGGAUCUGGAUGAUUUCCUUGUGAACUUCUGGGAGGCGUGGGCGCUGUCGAAGGAUCCGGAGAAUAUGCUCGUUAUGGCGCAUACGUGGCAGGCUGGUGAUUGCUCGCAACAGGAGCCGUAUGAUGGCGAUUUCGACAAGGCGAUGCAGGGCAUCAAGGCCAAGGCGCUGGUAUUGCCGGCGAAGACGGAUCUCUACUUUCCUCCAGAAGACUCUGAGAUCGAGAUCGAGGCCAUGAAGCCCGGAGUUGGGACGUUGAAGGUAUUCCCAAGUAUUUGGGGUCACUGGGCUGGCGGUCCUGGACAGAGCACUGAGGAUGUCAAGUGGCUUGACGACAACCUGAAGGAGUUUUUUUCGAAUAACUAG